Molecule: messenger RNA, 294 nt
Organism: Galeopterus variegatus (Sunda flying lemur)
Lineage: Eukaryota; Metazoa; Chordata; Mammalia; Dermoptera; Cynocephalidae
Product: SH3 and multiple ankyrin repeat domains protein 2-like
Exons: 2
Cellular component (GO): postsynaptic membrane; postsynaptic density; dendritic spine
Molecular function (GO): ionotropic glutamate receptor binding; synaptic receptor adaptor activity
Source: RefSeq, a predicted model, not a curated record
AUGAUGAACGUCCCCGGCGGAGGAGCAGCCGCGCUGAUGAUGACGGGUUACAAUAAUGGUCGCUAUCCCCGGAACUCUCUCUACAGCGACUGCAUCAUCGAGGAGAAGACGGUGGUCCUGCAGAAGAAGGACAAUGAAGGCUUCGGCUUCGUGCUCCGCGGGGCCAAAGCGGAUACACCCAUUGAAGAAUUCACACCGACGCCGGCGUUCCCGGCUCUGCAGUACCUUGAGUCUGUGGAUGAAGGAGGAGUGGCAUGGCAAGCCGGCCUGAGGACUGGGGACUUCUUGAUUGAG